AUGGCGGCGCUGGUUGACUUACACCAGAAUCCCAGUUCGGUGGAUCACCAGUUCCAGAUUCCCAGUUGGGUGAAUCCCAAACACCAGAUCCCCAGUUUGGUGUAUCACCAGUUUCAGAAUCCCAGUUCAGUGAAUCCCAAACACCAGAUUCCCAGUUGGGUGAAUCCCAAACUACAGAUCCCCAGUUUGGUGUAUCACCAGUUUCAGAAUCCCAGUUCAGUGAAUCCCAAACACCAGAAUCCCAGUUCGGUGGAUCACCAGUUCCAGAUUCCCAAUUCCCAGUUGGGUGAAACCCAAACACCAGAAUCCCAGUUCGGUGGAUCACCAGUUCCAGAUUCCCAGUUGGGUGAAUCCCAAACUCCAGAUUCUAGUUGUGAAUCAAACUACAGAUCCCCAGUUUGGUUUUCAGAAUCCCAGUUCAGUGAAUCCCAAACACCAGAAUCCCAGUUCGGUGGAUCACCAGUUCCAGAUUCCCAGUUGGGUGAAUCACAAACACCAGAUUCCCAGUUGGGUGAAUCCCAAACACCAGAUCCCCAGUUUGGUGUAUCACCAGUUUCAGAAUCCCAGUUCAGUGAAUCCCAAACACCAGAUUCCCAGUUGGGUGAAUCCCAAACUACAGAUCUCCAGUUUGGUGUAUCACCAGUUUCAGAAUCCCAGUUCGGUGAAUCCCAAACACCAGAUUCCCAGUUGGGUGAAUCCCAAACUACAGAUCCCCAGUUUGGUGUAUCACCAGUUUCAGAAUCCCAGUUCAGUGAAUCCCAAACACCAGAAUCCCAGUUGGGUGAAUCCCAAACUACAGAUCCCCAGUUUGGUGUAUCACCAGCUUCAGAAUCCCAGUUCAGUGAAUCCCAAACACCAGAAUCCCAGUUUGGUGGAUCACCAGUUCCAGAUUCCCAGUUAGGUGAAUCCCAAACUACAGAUCCCCAGUUUGGUGUAUCACCAGUUUCAGAAUCCCAGUUCAGUGAAUCCCAAACACCAGAUUCCCAGUUGGGUGAAUCCCAAACUACAGAUCCCCAGUUUGGUGUAUCACCAGUUUCAGAAUCCCAGUUUAGUGAAUCCCAAACACCAGAUUCCCAGUUGGGUGAAUCCCAAACACCAGAUCCCCAGUUUGGUGUAUCACCAGUUUCAGAAUCCCAGUUCAGUGAAUCCCAAACACCAGAUUCCCAGUUGGGUGAAUCCCAAACUACAGAUCCCCAGUUUGGUGUAUCACCAGUUUCAGAAUCCCAGUUCAUUUCAGAAUCCCAGUUCAGUGAAUCCCAAACACCAGAUUCUCCCAGUUGGGUGAACCCAAACUACAGAUCCCCAGCUCUGGUGUAUCACCAGUUUCAGAAUCCCAGUUCAGUGAAUCCCAAACACCAGAUUCCCAGUUGGGUGAAUCCCAAACACCAGAUCCCCAGUUUGGUGUAUCACCAGUUUCAGAAUCCCAGUUCAGUCAUUCCCAAAGACCAGAAUCCCAGUUCGGUGGAUCACCAGUUCCAGAUUCCCAGUUGGGUGAAUCCCAAACUACAGAUCUCCACUUCCAGAAUCCCAGUUCAGUCAUUCCCUAAAGACCAGAAUCUCAGUUCGGUGGAUCACCAGUUCCACAUUCCCAGUUGGGUGGAUCCCAAACACCAGAUCCCCAGUUUGGUGUAUCACCAGUUUCAGAAACCAAGUUCAGUGAAUCCCAAACACCAGAAUCCCAGUUCGGUGGAUCACCAGUUCCAGAUUCCCAGUUGGGUGAAUCCCAAACUCCAGAUCCCCAGUUUGGUGUAUCACCAGUUUCAGAAUCCCAGUUCAGUGAAUCCCAAACACCAGAAUCCCAGUUCGGUGGAUCACCAGUUCCAGAUUCCCAGUUGGCUUCCAGAAUCCCAGUUCAGAAUCCCAACACCAGAUUCUAAAGGUGAACUCCCCAACCAAACAGAUCCCCAGCUGGGUGUAUCACCAGUUUCAGAAUCCCAGUUCAGUGAAUCCCAAACACCAGAUCCCCAGUUUGGUGUAUCACCAGUUUCUGAAACCAAGUUCAGUGAAUCCCAAACACCAGAAUCCCAGUUCGGUGGAUCACCAGUUCCAGAUUCCCAGUUGGGUGAAUCCCAAACUCCAGAUCCCCAGUUUGGUGUAUCACCAGUUUCAGAAUCCCAGUUCAGUGAAUCCCAAACACCAGAUUCCCAGUUGGGUGAAUCCCAAACUACAGAUCCCCAGUUUGGUGUAUCACCAGUUUCAGAAUCCCAGUUUAGUGAAUCCCAAACACCAGAUUCCCAGUUGGGUGAAUCCCAAACACCAGAUCCCCAGUUUGGUGUAUCACCAGUUUCAGAAUCCCAGUUCAGUGAAUCCCAAACACCAGAUUCCCAGUUGGGUGAAUCCCAAACUACAGAUCCCCAGUUUGGUGUAUCACCAGUUCCAGAAUCCCAGUUCAGUGAAUCCCAAACACCAGAUUCCCAGUUCGGUGUAUCACCAGUUUCAGAAUCCCAGAUCAGUGAAUCUCAAACACCAGAAUCCCAGUUCGGUGGAUCCCCAGUUCUCGAAUCCCAGUUCGGUGAAUCCCAAACACCAGAAUCCCAGUUCGGUGGAUCACCAGUUCCAGAAUCCCAGUUUGGUGAAUCCCAAACACCAGAAUCCCAGUUCGGUGGAUCACCAGUUCCAGAAUCCCAGUUCGGUGGAUCCCAAACACCAGAAUCCCAGUUUGGUGAAUCCCAAACACCAGAAUCCCAGUUUGGUGAAUCCCAAACACCAGAAUCCCAGUUCAAUGAAUCCCAAACACCAGAAUCCCAGUUCGGUGGAUCACCAGUUCCAGAAUCCCAGUUCGGUGGAUCCCAAACACCAGAAACCCAGUUCGAUGGAUCCCCAGUUCAAGAAUCCCAGUUCGGUGGAUCCCAAACACCAGAAUCCCAGUUCGGUGGAUCCCAAACACCAGAUUCCCAGUUCGGUGAAUCCCAAACACCAGAAUCCCAGUUCGGUGGAUCCCAAGUUCAAGAAUUCCAGUUCGGUGGAUCACAAACACCAGAUUCCCAGUUCGGUGGAUCCCCAGUUCAAGAAUCCCAGUUCGGUGGAUCACAAACACCAGAAUCCCAGUUCGGUGGAUCCCCAGUUCAAGAAUCACAGUUCGGUGGAUCACAAACACCAGAAUCCCAGUUCGGUGAUCCCCCAGUUCAAGAAUCACAGUUCGGUGGAUCCCAAACUCCAGAAUCCCAGUUCGGUGGAUCCCAAACACCAGAUUCCCAGUUCGGUGAAUCCCAAACACCAGAAUCCCAGUUCGGUGGAUCCCCAGUUCAAGAAUCCCAGUUCGGUGGAUCACAAACACCAGAUUCCCAGUUCGGUGGAUCCUCAGUUCCAGAAUUCCAGUUCGGUGGAUCACAAACACCAGAAUCCCAGUUCGGUGGAUCCCCAGUUCAAGAAUCCCAGUUCGGUGGAUCACAAACACCAGAAUCGCAGUUCGGUGGAUCCCCAGUUCAAGAAUCACAGUUCGGUGGAUCCACCAGAAUCCCAGUUCGGUGGAUCGUCGUCCUUAGAGGCCCAGUUCAGUGCCUCAUCAGUACCCGGGUACCUGUACUCUGCCCCGCUGCUGUCUAA
Messenger RNA from Homarus americanus (American lobster), 3546 nucleotides. Its product is annotated as involucrin-like. Lineage: Eukaryota; Metazoa; Arthropoda; Malacostraca; Decapoda; Nephropidae. The record is from RefSeq and is a predicted model, not a curated record. Bases 1 to 3546 code for a protein of 1181 amino acids. The transcript is spliced from 6 exons.